Molecule: messenger RNA, 1986 nt
Organism: Fusarium fujikuroi IMI 58289
Lineage: Eukaryota; Fungi; Ascomycota; Sordariomycetes; Hypocreales; Nectriaceae
Exons: 2
Coding region: 1-1986 (661 amino acids)
Source: RefSeq, a predicted model, not a curated record
AUGGGAACCCAGCCAGAAACUGAGUCCUUUGAGAUGACCAACCGACCAGUAUCCCCUCUCAGUGUAGUGACAGAGGAAGACGACCCUGAAUCUGUUGACACCGCUUCAACUGGAACCCCCAAGCCGGAAGAUACUCAACACGGCGCUCAGUCGGACAAUGAUGGACUGCUAGCACCAAGUCCAAAGCAUGAGAUUACAGAAGAAGCCGCAUCAGUACACGCGGACUGUCCUCUCAAAAAAAACAUUUGCUGGCUCAUCGCAUAUAUCCAAGUCAAGACAGACAAAAGCUACAUAGCAGCCGUCAUUGUUGGAGGCAAGCUCUCGUCUACAGAAGCCAAGCUAAUUGACGCGGCCUUCUCCAUUCUCGUGGCGCCAGCCGUGGUCGCGGUCGCCAAUUGGCAUAUGUUUAAGUUUGCUCGCCUUUCUGCAGUCAAUGAGCACAGCGGAAGAAACUCCGCUGUGAGCAUGAAGGUCCUCGUCGAAGUUGCCAGCACAGACUGGGGGUCCUUUAGCCCACUCAAGUUCUGGACUUUCGUCCGUUCAAGAAGGCCUCGUGUGAUCUGUCUGGGAAUGAUCGCCGUUCUCUCAGCUUUGAGUUUCUCAUUGCUUGGAAAUUCUGUGGCAUAUCAACAGGCCGGAGUGGAUACAUCUACGCAGGUGCUUGAAUAUCUGUAUGAUACACAUUCGGUGCUGCCCGGAGGCUCACGUCCAAUACCCCUGGACGACCAGUCUAUCCAGCAACAAGUUUCAGCAAGACUUCAAGAUAGGCUUUCACGCCUACCGCAAGGGAUGCUUGAGUCAUCUACAACAGGACUCGUGAGCGUCAAUGUCUCGGAUCAAUCACGUUCAUCGCUUUCUCCUGCCGUUAUGCAACUAUUUCACGUGCCAGUCUAUCGACUGAAAAUGCUUUGCGGUCCCUCCCAUCUUAAAAGUGUAUUAAUGAUAGUGCCAGACAAACGGAACCCGCUCCUCAGAUUUGCCCUUGAAGAAACAGCCUCAGUCCUCGGUUCAGAGUCAACCACAUACGAAGCAACGUUCGGCACCAACGAAUCUGCUGUAUCAAAGACGGCACUAGAUGCAGCUAAAGCCACAAACCCAGGAAUCGCAUACCCGCUCAUUGCCUUCAAUGAGACCGCUCUUUGGAUCGGGGUUAUGGAUUCCGAGAACGAUGAUGUCCCAGUGGUUACUACAGAGCGGUGGGGUAGCUUGAUACCUUUUACCAAAGGUUUCCCCAUUACUGAGCAGCCUGACGGUCGACAAACAAACUACAGCCUAAGAUUUUCAGGCUUAACAUGCCGUUUAAACAGAUCCACUGGAUGGGCUGAUAUUAAAGUGAACGGGAGUGACUGGUCGAUGAUCGAGAACACUCUGGUGGACGAGAAGCCUGACACAGGGCACGAUAUGCCGGUGCUUAGCUUGACGUCAAGUCUCAGUACCUUUGACGAUGGGCGUGAUGGGAGACCGCCCGGGCUCGGUGGACACUUGCUUCGAGCGGCACUGGGAGUGGCGACUGAAGGAAGUCGACAGAGCUGGGGCCUAGAAACCCUUGCUGAUGCUUUCCUAUGGUACGAAAUAGAGGCCCGUCAAGUACUCCUUGACAACGACCAAGCCGUAAGGGCUGAGAGAUAUCAAGUGCAGUCCAACAUCGAUGAAUACGCAAUGACAUUCGUUCCGUGUAUUCUCAUGUCUGGACUUGCGACACUGGGAACAGCAUGCGCGUUGACGAUUGCGCUCACCCUCGAUUCUUGGAAGGUAUACUCGCUUAGAAGUGGCAGAAUGUUGGAUCCAAUCCGAUUGACAGCUGAUGUUGGAGUGGCUUUGGGUAAGCAGGUGUUUGAAGAGUGCUCAACCUGGCACGCCACAAGGCUGAACAAGUGCGCCGAUGAGGCUCGGUUUCAGUACGAGCCCGACGCCCGUUUGGAUAGUGCAACGGGUCUGUAUGCUCUAGGGAUCCGCCUUCGACAAAUCUCGCGACCACACGACUGA